Brachypodium distachyon (stiff brome) is the source of this 2874-nucleotide messenger RNA. Its product is annotated as ankyrin repeat-containing protein At5g02620. The transcript has 4 exons. The coding region runs from base 317 to 2275 and encodes 652 amino acids. The record is from RefSeq and is a predicted model, not a curated record. Gene Ontology annotation, molecular function: protein phosphatase 1 binding; protein phosphatase regulator activity. Gene Ontology annotation, cellular component: plasma membrane. Lineage: Eukaryota; Viridiplantae; Streptophyta; Magnoliopsida; Poales; Poaceae.
AAAGAAAACAAAAAAAAAAACACUCGUCUAAUCCCCCACUCGUCCUCUUCGUUUCCGGCGGAGCUCUCCCAUCCCCAGACCGGAGCCGCGCCGGGAACCCUCAUCCGCCGUCCUACCUCCCUCCACGAGAUCGAGAUUCUUCUUCGCCAUCCCCGUCUCUUGCCACCUACAAACGUUUCUUGGCGACUGGAGAGGAGGGAGGGAGGGAGAUGGAGGUCACGCAUUCGCGCGGGCGGCGGCGUUUCCCGGGAAGGCAAAGCACCUGCGGCGGCGCGGCCGGCUGGCUAGGCGGGAAGACGCAGGAAGGCCACCUUCCAUGAUUCCUUCUAGGAAAUUUAUCGACUCCAUAGUGAAAGAAGGCAGCAGCAGCAAUGAAGAUAUUGUCGAAGAGGAGGGCAUUGACCAGCAUGUUUUGCCUGCAGCAGCACCACUUCUCGAGGGCGUUACCAUAGCGGGUGACACCGCACUACAUGUGGUCGCCAGCCAUGGGGACGAUGAACAAUUCUUCAAGUGUGCUGAUAUCAUCUACAAUAGGGCCAAGCACCUCCUGUUUGCCAAGAACAACAAGGGUGACACGCCCUUGCAUUGUGCUGUCCGUGCUGGAAAAUCCAGAAUGGUCUCUCAUCUCAUUGGCCUAGCUACAAGUGAGGAUGAUGGCCAGGACACUGAUCAUAGGAAGCACAAACUGUUGAGGGAGGUGAAUGGCCUUCAGGAGACGGCCUUGCACGACGCUGUCCAUAUUGGAGAUGAGAAGAUGGUCAAGAAGCUAAUGGAGCUUGAUCCUGAACUGGCUAAUUAUCCUAAAGACCAUGGUGUUUCACCAUUAUACCUAGCCAUCUUUUUGUGCAUGUACAGAAUUACAGAAACAUUACAUCGCCAGAGUAACGGGAAUCUCUCAUAUUCUGGACCUAAUGGACAAAAUGUGUUGCAUAUUGCAGUUCUUCGACUCACAGGGAUGACAAAACUGGUAUUAGAAUGGAACAAGAGCCUUACGAUACAGAGGGAUGGAGAUGGAAGUACACCUCUUCACUUCGUUUCGUCGUUGUAUGUUCCUAGAGGUUGGCAUCGGCGUCUUCAUCUUGAUCAGACAACCCCUUGGUUUCGUUUUUCCCGGCGUCCCACGCUUUUGAUGUCGACACUCAUAGAAGUAUUCAAAGCGAACCCUGCAGCAUUGUGUCAAGCAGACAACAAGGGACUUUCCCCCAUACAUGUCGCUGCCUCUGUAGGUUCGACAAGUAUCAUAGAAUAUUUCCUUGCAAAGUGUCCCAACAGUGCUGGACUCUGUGAUGCUAAAGGAAGGACAUUUCUUCAUGUUGCCGUUGAGAAAGAAAUGUUGAAGAUUGUGAAGUUUGUUUGCCAAACUUCAUCUUUAGAUUGGAUUUUGAAUAUGCAAGACAAUGACGGGAACACAGCGCUGCACUUAGCAAUCCAGGUUGGGAACUUAAGGAUAUUCUAUACUCUAUUAGGAAAUCAAAAAGUGCAGUUAAUUUUACCAAAUAACUGCUGGGAAACUCCCUAUGAUGUAUCCAAAAGUAAGCUUCUACAUGGAAUGGGAUAUCAUAUGAACUCCGAGGACCAAAUAUGGGAAGCCUUGCGGUUCGUUGGUGCUGCCUACAUUACCCUUCACCGGGAUAAAAGUAAUGAAAAGUAUAGUCGCCUUCUAAUACCAGAGGAGAUAGACAGAGAAUCAGAGAAGGUGAAAGAUGCAACACAAAUGUUUUCCGUUGGUUCAGUUCUGAUAGCAACAGUGACGUUUGGGGCAACUUUUGCCCUCCCUGGAGGUUACAGAGCAGAUGAUCACACGAAUGGAGGCACGCCGACACUUGCUGGCACCUUUGCAUUUGACGCAUUCAUGAUGGCCAAUACAUUAGCUUUCAUUUGCUCCUCGAUAGCUACCAUUGGCUUCAUGUUCUCUGGGACUUCCUUGGUUAGCUUGAACACCCGCCAAUUCAACUUGAACAUAUCGGUGUUUUCCAUGGCAAGUUCCGUUACAAGCAUGUCAGCUGCUUUUACACUGGGUGUGUAUAUGGUGCUAGCUCCGGUUGCUCAUAAAACUGCAGUUGCAGUCUGUGUUAUUGUUCCACUUGGAGGGCUAUAUACAUAUGAGGAGUUUUUAGUCAAACUGAUUCUUCUAGCCCGUCCGUUAUGUGUUAGGAAUGGAUUAUUCCCAGGAAUGGUAUGGAUAAUGCGUCAGAUCUUUGGAAUGGCAUUGCAUGCUCUCUGGCCCUUCGUGGUUAUCUUUGGUUGGGCUGCAUUCGCAAGGACCCACCACUAAUGUGAAGAACAAGAUGUCUGUGGUAUGAUGCUCGCAGGUCGCAGAGCUAGUGGGUACCAGGUUCAGGCUUUCUUUGCACGUACUGUACAUCAUCACAAUUGUGGCCGCUGCUUGCUUGCUCCCAACUUGUGUUACUACAAAUUAAAGUACUCCUUCCGUCCAACAAAAGAUGUUUCAACUUUGACUAAAUUUGAAUGCAUCUAUAUACUAAGUCAUGUCUAGAUACAUUCAAAUUUUGACAAACUUGAGACAUCUUUUGUUGUACGGAGGAAGUAUUUGGUUUGUUGUGCUGGUUUGUACCACUAUUGAGUUUGCUGUUCAUAAUAAGUGUGUGCUUGUACAGAACUCGUGUUAUGGAAGUACUAUUUGGGUUGUUCCUUGUGCUGGUUUGUAACAUUAUUUUAUUAUACUCCCUCCGUCUCAUAUUAAGUGACUCAAAUUUGUGCAAAUAUGGAUGUAUCCCUAAAAAGCGUCUAGAUACAUAUAUAGAAAGUCACUUAAUAUGGGACGGAGGGAGUAAGACCGGUUGGAUUUAUAACAAGCGUGUAUGUGUCCAGAUGUCUGGACUUUAAUGUUACAAGCCUCUACUUAUUUCGUAA